AUUUAUAUUUAUAUAUAUAUAAAUAUAUAAUGAUAAUAAUUAAUUUAACACCCGCUCAAAAAAAAAUAAAAUGGAGUGGGUCUUCUGUACAUUGUAUAGGGGUUGUCUAAAGUAAAGAUUUAUAAUGUUAAACCUAAUGAUUUAUGACUGAAUUAAGCUCUUGGUUAUCAAUCAAUAUGAAUGGUAAUCUUUGGCGACGAGAGUCUUCUAUUUAUACAGCAAAUGAAAUACAGUAUCCAAUGAUGAUGGCUGACGAGCGACUCGCGUAUUGGGCUCAUUGUCAUAACUAUCAAUUAAGCGAUAAGAUAGGUGAAGGCUCAUUUGGAAAAGUUUUCAAAGCUUUGCAUACAAAAACAAACACAAUAGUUGCCUUCAAAUUUAUUUUCAAGCUUGACAAAUUAAAAACAUUACAACAAGAAGUUGAAAUUCAACAAAAAUUACACCAUCCAAACAUUGUUAAAAUGAUCGAAUCAUUUGGAAAUGAAAAUGGGAUUGCUUUGGUCAUGGAGUUUGUGCCUAGAUCCCUUAAAGAAAUCAUAGAAACUGAAGGUAUAUUGAGUGAAGAAAGAACACAGGGAAUUAUAUGUCAUCUCGUAUCUGCUUUACAUUAUUUACACAAGAAAAAUAUUUUACACAGGGAUUUAAAACCACCAAAUAUUUUAUUAGACAACAAUGAUGUUGCAAAAUUAUGUGAUUUUGGUUUAGCCAGGUUUAUGUUAACUGGUACUCAAGUAUUAACUCAAGCAUCACUCAAAGGAACCCCUCUUUAUAUGGCUCCUGAAGUGAUAAAUUCUCCUGUUAUACCUCCAAUAUACAAUCAUAAUGCAGAUUUAUGGUCAUUGGGAUGUAUAGCAUAUCAUUUACUCUGUGGAAAACCUCCAUUUGAUACAAAGUGUUUAAUGCAUUUAGUUCAAAUGAUGAAAGAUCAACCAAUAAUUUGGCCAAAUACUGUGUCAGCUGUUUGUCAGAACUUUUUAGAACAACUGUUGCAAAAAAAUCCAUUACAAAGGUUAACGUGGCCUGGCUUAUUAGAACAUGAAUUUUUAAAAAACAAAGUAUAUAUAAUGGAUAUGGAACAAAAUGAGGAAGUUGAUAUCUUAACAGAAUUUGAUGAUAUUGUGUCACCCUUAAAAUCAAUGAAAAUAAAUGAGGAAGCAGAAGAUGAGGAAGAUGAAGAAGAAGAUGAAGAAGAAAAUGAAGAAGAAGAAGAAGAUGAAGAAGAAGAAGAAGAUAAAGAACACUCGGCUUGUUCUACUAGUCAUGAUUUUACUUCUAUAGAAGAAACAACUGAAGAAGACUUGCGUUCAAGUCAGUCUGGUUGGUGUUCUGAAACUUGUCAAGAGUUAGAUGUGGAUUGUGAUAAAACUAACUCUUCAACUAAUGAUACAAAAUCUAAUGAUUUUAUGAGUGAAGAAUGGAUAGUAUUUCUAAAGCAAAGUGCUUCUGAAGUUGUUUCUGGUAAUAUAACAUCUAUGACUCAAAAAAGUUUUAUUCUAGUAAUAUUGUCUCCUUUAAAAAGUGGUACCAUGCCUUCCAAAUUAUUACACUAUGUUGUUACUGUUUUGGCAAUACCUUUUGUUACUCCGAAUGUUCAACAAACUGAGAAAGACUUAAUUACUCAAAUUUAUAUUGAAACUAAAGUCAUACCGUGUUUAAUGCAAGCAUUUUCUAAUGCUUUCAAAUCUACUGCUCGUAAUUGUGUAUCACCUGUACCACCAGACAAUAUCGGCAUUCAAGAAUUAGAUAGUUUAGGAUCGGUGCUUCUAUUAGUAGAAGGACUAUGCUUAGAUAAACCUAUUGAAUGUCUUAAGCAAUUUACUGAGAGUAUCUAUUUUUUGAAAAUUCUACCACUAUUACAAAAAUGUUUGUCGUUGAGUCACGGUAAUACAAAUUUGGUUACUAAUACACUUGCCGUAUUAAUAUUAACUUUAUUAUAUUUACCAUGCAAUAUUAGUUUAGUACAAGAUAUAGUUAUUGGCAAACAUUUAGAAGGUAGGAUUUCAAAUGUUGAGCUACAUAAAUUGCUUAGAAAUAAUGAAGACCCAUCUAUAAGAGAAAGAACAUGUGUUCUUUUAUUGCAUAUGACUAGACUAAAUCCUAAUUGUCUUUCAGAAAUUUGGCACCAAACCCUUACCAACGAUAUUGAAUUUUUAAAAAAUGAUCCAUGCCCCAAUGUUGUUCAGGCUGCUAUUUAUACAUCUGAGCUAUUGAAAAAAACACAAUUCUACCAAGUGGAAACGGAACAAUAGAGUAUAUAAUCAUAAUUAAAUCAAUAAAUUGUUUUUGUUUUUAUUUGUAUGUAUUUUAAGACUAAGUAUUAUGAA
Melanaphis sacchari is the source of this 2324-nucleotide messenger RNA. RefSeq names its product serine/threonine-protein kinase fused (gene fu). Bases 144 to 2249 code for a protein of 701 amino acids. The record is from RefSeq and is a predicted model, not a curated record. Gene Ontology annotation, biological process: protein phosphorylation. Gene Ontology annotation, cellular component: cytoplasm. The transcript has 10 exons. Lineage: Eukaryota; Metazoa; Arthropoda; Insecta; Hemiptera; Aphididae. Gene Ontology annotation, molecular function: protein kinase activity; ATP binding.